AUGGAUGUAUUUAGAAUGGUUCAAGCUCUCUAUGAAGGUCAUACUCUUCCAAAAUCAGUCAUUUAUAGAGUGGUUCAUGGAAGACUGGAUAAGAUUCUGCCAGGGUUGAUUCCUAGCAACCAGUCUGGCUUUGUGAAGGGAAGAAGCAUUAUUGGGAAUGUAUCGCUCACUCAAGAAAUUGUCAUAGAUAUUAGAAAGAGAGGAGAAGUGAUGUCUAGGUCACUUAAUUCUUUAUUUGAGCAUGAUCAAUAUAGGUGCUUUGGUAUGCCUAAAUGGAGUGCAAACCUCAAGCAUCUUGCUUAUGCAAAUGAUACUAUCAUCUUUGCAUCAGCUGAUAAACCAUCUUUGGAGCUGACUAUGAAUGUUUUGAGAGAAUAUGAGAAGAUAUCAGGUCAAUUGAUAAAUAGAGAGAAAAGUUUUUUCUACAUGCAUCAGAAAUCAGCUAUGCAGUUAUGUCAAGAAAUUGAGCAGAUAACUAGUUUCACAAGAGGCAUGUUUCCAUUUAAAUAUCUUGGUUGUCCUAUUUUCCAUUCUAGGAAAAGAAAAGUGUAUUAUAAUGAUCUGAUCAAGAGGGUGAAAGAUAGGCUGCAGAACUGGAAGGGAAGAUUUUACUGGAGCAACAAGGAAGAAGGCAAGAGUAGACACUGGUCAGCUUGGCUGAAAGUUUGUGUUCCUAAACAGGAGGGAGGAUUGGGAUUUAGGUCCAUCUUUGAUGUAUCAAAAGCUUUAUUUACUAAGUUAUGGUGGAGAUUCAGAACAGUUGGUACUUUGUGGUCAACAUUUAUGUGGAAUAAGCAUUGUAAGAAGCAUAUACCAACCAGGGUUCAAUGGAAAGGAGGCUCACAACUAUGGAAGAAGAUGCUAGAAGCAAGAGAUGCUAUAGAAAAGGAGAUAUGGUAG
Lycium ferocissimum is the source of this 900-nucleotide messenger RNA. RefSeq lists its product as uncharacterized. The coding region runs from base 1 to 900 and encodes 299 amino acids. The record is from RefSeq and is a predicted model, not a curated record. Lineage: Eukaryota; Viridiplantae; Streptophyta; Magnoliopsida; Solanales; Solanaceae. The transcript is spliced from 4 exons.